This is a messenger RNA of Papilio xuthus (Asian swallowtail), 1273 nucleotides long. RefSeq names its product Mitochondrial amidoxime reducing component (gene Marc). The record is from RefSeq and is a predicted model, not a curated record. Bases 153 to 1175 code for a protein of 340 amino acids. Gene Ontology annotation, molecular function: molybdenum ion binding; pyridoxal phosphate binding; catalytic activity. Lineage: Eukaryota; Metazoa; Arthropoda; Insecta; Lepidoptera; Papilionidae. The transcript has 8 exons.
AAGUUAAAAGGUGAUAUAACAGAACAGUGUAACAGCAACCUUAUUGUCAGCGCCAUAACUUAUGUUUCGAUAAUUUGCUAUUUGUUUUGAUACGACCUUUGUUUGGCGAUUUGUAUUCAAUACAUCGUGUAGCAUUAUGUAGAUAGUGUAGUAUGAUUUGGUCGCUACAUAUCAUGUCUGAUAAAGGUCCUCUUGUUACUGCGGCGGCAACAGCGUGUGCUCUCGGCGCCGCUUACUACGCCUAUAAUGUUUAUAAGGAGACAAGGAAACCAAAGUUGCCUGAACAAUGGAAACAAGUCGGUACGCUCAAAGAAAUUUAUGUGUACCCGAUUAAAUCCUGCGGACCCGUACUUUUGAACAAGGUGGAAUGCAGUACACUUGGUCCAAAAGAUGGAUGGCUGAGGGACAGAUUUCUAAUGGUAGUAGACCGCGAGUAUAACUUUAUAACUGCGCGUACGCACCCCGAGCUGCUGCUAGUGCAUCCCCAAGUGAAGAGCUCCGUGCUCAGCUUGAAGCACGUCGACAUGGAGCCAUUGCACGUUAACUUGGCAGAAAUUAUAGAACUGCAGACACCAAAAACUGCCAAGGUUUGGGGUACUACGGUUCCAGUUUAUGAUUGUGGUUUUGAACCCAGCGAAUGGUUUUCGAGGUUAUUAAAUCGUUCCGGGGACAACUUCAGGCUGGUGUACUACGCCUCGCAGAAGUGUCGCGAGUUGAGAACAACGCCAAAUAGUUUCUACAAGUUCACCAAAAAUGAUACGGGCGCUUUACCCGAUGAAGUACCUUUCAAUUUGAUUAACGAAGCAUCUGUUAACGAAUUGAACAGCCGCUUGAAAGAUUGUCAGGUGUCUGUGCUUAACUUCAGACCUAAUUUCGUCCUUUCCGGAGCUGAACCAUACGCCGAGGAUGGUUGGAGAUACGUAAAGAUCGGUGAAAAUGUUUUUGAAAUAAUAAAACCAUGUACCAGAUGCAUUUUAACCACUAUCGAUCCGGAGACCGGCGUACGUAAUUCUAAAACUGAGCCUUUGGAGACUUUAAAAUCAUAUAGACAAGUAACUAAUCCUGAGGAGCGCCGAGCCACGGGCAGCUCUCCGCGCAUGGGAAUACAGAUGGCAUUGCGGUCGCCGCCAGGACAACUUGUUUCUUUGAACGACCCUAUUUACAUCCCACAGUGAUUUAAACCACAAUUUUUUUUUAAAUGUUACGUGUUUUUUUUUAUUCUAUAUUGGUAAAUGUAUAAUUUUUCUAAAAAUAAAAGAUUUAUUGGGUAAAA